Molecule: messenger RNA, 1592 nt
Organism: Capra hircus (goat)
Lineage: Eukaryota; Metazoa; Chordata; Mammalia; Artiodactyla; Bovidae
Gene: DHRS9
Product: dehydrogenase/reductase 9
Exons: 5
Coding region: 235-1194 (319 amino acids)
Source: RefSeq, a predicted model, not a curated record
ACACACUUAAGUACUUUGAGCUUGACGGAAGCCCAGGCAUCUCUACCUUAAGAGGAUCUGCGAGGUCAGGGUGACACAAUCCUUCCUUCCCCCAGCACAGCGGCCAGAUCAGGCAGAUUACAAGCAGCCCAGCAAGGUCACAACAGCUUCUGUGUCCCAGUUCAUCUUAAAUAAGGACGCCAUCUUCUUUUAUUGUUCAAGAAAGAAGUGUCCUUGUCAUACAACAGGAAAAAAAUGCUCUUUUGGCUCUUAGCCCUUCUGAUCCUUUGUGGUUUUCUGUGGAAUUAUAAAAGACAGCUAAAGAUCGCAAAUAUCACUGAUAAGUACAUUUUCAUCACUGGAUGUGAUACUGGCUUUGGAAACUUGGCAGCCAGAACUUUUGAUAAGAAAGGAUUUCAUGUAAUUGCUGCCUGUCUGACUGAAUCAGGAUCAACAGCUUUAAAGGCAGAAACUUCAGAGAGGCUUCAUACCGUGCUUCUGGAUGUAACUGACCCAGAAAAUGUCAAGAGGGCUGCCCAGUGGGUGAAAAACCAAGUUGGGGAGAAAGGUCUCUGGGGUCUGAUCAACAACGCUGGCAUUCUUGGUGUGCUGGCACCCAACGACUGGCUGACGGUCGAGGACUACAGAGAACCUGUUGAAGUGAACCUGUUUGGACUCAUCAGUGUCACGUUAAACAUGCUUCCCUUGGUCAAAAAGGCUCGAGGGAGAAUUAUCAAUGUCUCCAGCAUUGGGGGUCGGCUUGCAUUUGGUGGAGGGGGCUAUUCUCCAUCUAAAUAUGCAGUAGAAGGCUUCAAUGACAGCUUAAGGAGGGACAUGAAAGCUUUUGGUGUGCAUGUCGCUUGCAUUGAACCAGGAUUGUUCAAAACCAAUUUGUCAGAUCCAGAAAAGGCUGCUGAAAAAAAACUUGCCAUUUGGAAGCAUCUGUCUCCAGACAUCAAACAACAAUAUGGAGAAAGCUACAUCAAGAAAAGCCUAGAAAAAUUGAAAGGCACCGCAUCCUUUGUGAACGUGGAUCUGUCCCUGGUGGUGGAGUGCAUGGACCAUGCUCUCACAAGUCUCUUCCCUAAAACCCGUUAUGCUGCUGGAAAAGAUGCCAAAACUUUCUGGAUCCCUCUGUCUCACAUGCCAGCAGUUUUGCAAGACUUUUUAUUGUUGAAACAGAAAGUAGAGCUGGCUAAUCCCAAGGCAGUAUGACUCAGCUGAUGACAAAUACCUGCCCCAGGCUGUGAAAUUGGCUGAUUUCUAGGACACAUCUCCUCAAUCUCAUUCUUUACCUAAUCCAAACUGGACUCAUUUAGAUCAAACUCCUUUUGGUAAAAAAGACAGGCUGCCACCAUCACCUUUGAGGUCCCAGGGUCCCUCCUUAAAUUUUUCUUGAGAAGAUGGGCAGGGAUGGCACCUGCCCGAUAUUUAGUCUUUGCCUGCUGGUUAUAAUGUAUGGAAAGUGGACAGGCUUUCCCAUCCAAAAUGAUUUUUCACCCGUGCCUGUCCCAUGCUUCUAAUCCAUAUCACUUAGAGUGACUCCUGAAUGUUAAAUAUUUGUUUCUGAUCAAAAUAUUAAGAGAUAAGUAAAAUAAUUUCUUAAAGGGGGA